UCGCUCAAGCUGCUCCUCACCCUGUCCAGUCAUUGUUCCUUCCCAUCUCCCUUCCCCUUUCAUCCUAAAAACUUUAAGAGCCGCUGGCUUCUCCCGGUACCUAGCGUCUCUCCGUCUUCGGUGGGUCAGACGUGCAGGAUGGAGGGCUGCUUGGGGGUGGAAUCUUUUCAGAUGUGGGAGCUCAACCGACGUCUAGAGGCCUACCUGGCUCGGGUCAAGGCGCUAGAGGAACAUUAUGAGCUGCUCAGCGCGGAGCUCGUCGGUCUCCGGGCACAGUCCGGGGACUCUUCCUGGCGGGCCCGUGCCAACGACGAACUGGCAGAACUGCGGGCCCUCGUCGACCAGCGCUGGCGGGAGAAGCACGCGGCCGAGCUGGCGCGCGACAGCCUGAGGGAAGAGGUGGAGAGNGAGGGAAGAGGUGGAGAGCGUGGCGGGCCGGAGCUCGCGCGACUGCUCGGCGAGGCGUGGCGCGGGGCCGUGCGCGGCUACCAGGAGCGCGUGGCGCACAUGGAAACAGCGCUGGGCCAGGCCCGCCAGAGGCUGGAUCGCGUGGCGCAGGGCGCCCGCAAGGGACGCCUGGAGCUGCAGCAGCUCCAGGCCGAGCACGGCGGCCUCCAGGAGCGCAGGGCAGCCCUGGAGCAGAGACUGGAGGGCCGCUGGCAGGAGCAACUGAGUGCCACUGAGAAGUUCCAGCUGGCGGUGGAGGCGCUGGAGCAGGAGAAACAGGACCUACAGAGUCAGAUUGCCCAGGUCCUGGAAGGUCGGCAGCAGCUGGCACACCUCAAGAUGUCCCUCAGCCUGGAGGUGGCCACAUACAGGACCCUCCUAGAGGCUGAGAACUCCCGACUGCAGUUACCUGGUGGUGGUUCCAAGGCUUCCUUCAGCUUCCAUGACUCCAAGCUGGAGCUUCAUUUUCCUGGGACCCCAGAGGGCCAGCGUCUAGGACCUUUGCUCUCUGUCCUGGGCCCUACUCCCCUCUCCUUACCCUUACCUGAUACCCUUGAGACACCUGUUCCAGUCUUUCUGAAGAGCCAGGAAUUUCUCCAGACCCGUAUCCCCACCUUGGCCAGCACCCCAAUCCCACCCACACCUCAGGCUCCCUGCCCUGCUACAGAUGGAGAGAUCAGAGUCCAAGAUGCCCCUCUUGCUGUGCCCCAACCAGAGGUUGGGAGGCAACAGUGGGCUGAAGCCAAUGUAGCCAUUCCUGCCAGCAUCCUGCCAGGACCAGAGGAGCCUGGGGGCAAGCAGCAAAAGUCCAGUACAGACAAGUUCCCUGAGGAUCAUGCUUCCUUGGCCCCACCCCUUAGCCUUGAUCACCCCAGUUUAGAGGCCAGAGAUGGAGAACCCAGUGAGACUAGAGUGUCCAGCAGAUUCCAGGAGGAAGGUGAAGGGCAAAUGUGGGAGCUGACAGAGAAAGAAAUAGCCAUAGAGGUCAAAGUGGUAAGCAGCUUGCAGCAGCAAAUGCAGCAAGAAGAGGGGGAUCCAGACAUGAAAGAAAUCCAGGACUCCCAGGGUCCUUUGAAAAAAGAAACUCUGAAGUCUCUGGAAGAGGAAAUUCAAGAACCACUGAUGUUUCCAGAAAAACAGAGCCAUGAGAUACUGAGAUCUCUAGAGAAGGAGAAUCAAGAACUAUUGAAGUCUUUAGAAGAAAAGGACAUGGAGGUAGUAAGAACUCUAGAAAAAGAAACUCUAGAACUACUUAAGCCUAUAGGAAAAGAGGACCCACAGACAUUGCAAUCACUAGAAAAGGAGAAUCAAGAACUAAUGAGAUCUCUUGAAGAUAAUCUACAGACAUUUUUAUAUCCAGGGAAGGAAAAUCAAGAAUUAGUGAGAUCUGUAGAAGGGGAGAACUUUGUGUCCUUGAGAGCACUAGAAAAAGAAAAUCAAGAGCCACUGAGGUCUCUAGAAGAAAAUAAUCAAGAGACCUUGGGAUCUCUAGAAAAAGAGAACCAGGAACCACUGAGGUCUCUAGAAGAAAAUAAUCAAGAGACCUUGGGAUCUCUAGAAAAAGAGAACCAGGAACCACUGAGGUCUCUAGAAGAAAAUAAUCAAGAGACCUUGGGAUCUCUAGAAAAAGAGAACCAGGAACCACUGAGGUCUCUAGAAGAAAAUAAUCAAGAGACCUUGGGAUCUCUAGAAAAAGAGAACCAGGAACCACUGAGGUCUCUAGAAGAAAAUAAUCAAGAGACCUUGGGAUCUCUAGAAAAAGAGAACCAGGAACCACUGAGGUCUCUAGAAGAAAAUAAUCAAGAGACCUUGGGAUCUCUAGAAAAAGAGAACCAGGAACCACUGAGGUCUCUAGAAGAAAAUAAUCAAGAGACCUUGGGAUCUCUAGAAAAAGAGAACCAGGAACCACUGAGGUCUCUAGAAGAAAAUAAUCAAGAGACCUUGGGAUCUCUAGAAAAAGAGAACCAGGAACCACUGAGGUCUCUAGAAGAAAAUAAUCAAGAGACCUUGGGAUCUCUAGAAAAAGAGAACCAGGAACCACUGAGGUCUCUAGAAGAAAAUAAUCAAGAGACCUUGGGAUCUCUAGAAAAAGAGAACCAGGAACCACUGAGGUCUCUAGAAGAAAAUAAUCAAGAGACCUUGGGAUCUCUAGAAAAAGAGAACCAGGAACCACUGAGGUCUCUAGAAGAAAAUAAUCAAGAGACCUUGGGAUCUCUAGAAAAAGAGAACCAGGAACCACUGGGGUCUCUAGAGGAAGAGAAUCAAGAAACCUUGAGAUCUCUAGAAAAAGAGAACCAGGAACCACUGAGGUCUCUAGAAGAAGAGGACCAAGAAACAAAAAGACCUCCAGAAAAAGAAAACCAGGAACCACUGAGGUCUCCAGAAGAUGAAAACCAGGAGACAAUGAGACCUCUAGAAAAAGAGACUCAACAGCCACUGAGGUCUCUAGGAGAAGACCAAAUGAUAUUGAGACCUCUGGAAAAGGUGGAACCAGAGCCACUGAAAUCUCUUGGAAAAGACCAGGAGAUAUUUAGACCUCUUGAAAAAGAGAAUCAAGAGUUAUUAAGGCCCCUAAAAGAAGAGAGUGUAGAGGCAGUAAGAUGUUUAGAAACAGAGAAUCUAGAAUCAAUAAAGUCUUCAGGAGAGGAUCUGGAAAUAUUAAAGUCUACAGAAACUCAAGAGCCAUUGUGGUCUCCGGAAGAAAUGAAUGGGGAGACAAUGAAACCUCUAGAAAAGGAAAUCCAAGAACCACUGGGGUCUGUGGAAGAGAACCAAGAGUCAUUGAAACCCCUAGAAAAGGAGAAUCAAGAAUCUCUAUCUCUGGGAGAGUGGAACCUAGGUUUGAGAUCUCCGGAAGAGGUAGACAGGGAAAGUCAAAAGUACCUGGAAGAGGAAGAGAACCUGGAGAAGGCAGAGAACCAAGAGUCGCUGAGACCUCUGGAAGAGGAGGGACAGGAGCUGCUGCUGUCUGCGGAUCAGCAGAGGUGGGAAGAUAUGGUGGAGAGCCAAGAAUUGGAUCAGGAAAUGCCCUCUGGGAGGGCUGGAGUGGGCAAUGAGGAUGAGGCAGAGCUGGACCUGAGGGAAUGUGAUGGCUUCUCUGGAAAAGAGGAAUCUGCAGAGGAGGGAGAGCUGCAGCUAACUGUCGCAGGGGGCGCCUGGAGCACAGGUGAGGGACACCCAGGGAGCCCAGAGCCCAAAGAGCAGAGGGAUCCAGCUGAGGGCACCAGUAGGGAGGGAGGUGGUGAGGGCCUUCAGGACCUUGAAGGGCAGCCAGAGAACAUGGGGGACCCAGGCCUUCAAGUUCCCUGGGGAAUGUCAGAGGUGAUAGAGCCAGCGUUGGAAAAUGAGGAUGAGGCCCCAGGGGGUGACCAAGUCUCCCCAGAGGUCACUUUGGGGUUGGAGACAGCCAUGGGUGAGUCUGCUUCAGGAGCUGAGCAGGGACUGGAAGAGGAGGUGGUAGGCUUGGAGUUCCCAGGCCACCUGGCCAGAGAGGAGGUGAUGGAGCCUCUCCUGGGGGAAGAAGGUUUGGAGGCAAAGAGGGUGCAGGGCUUGGGAAGGCCUGGAAAGGACCUAGAGGAGGAUGCUGCUCUGGAGCCAGAGCUUCCCAUACUGCUCAGGAAGAGCAGAGACUCUCUGGAGUCUCACGGGACUGGGGAGAAGUUGGAGCCUGAGGUCCCCUGGGGAGAAGAGGAGGAGUUCCCUGCUGAGACCUUGUGCCAUGAUGGAAGUGAUACCCCUCAACCCAGGCCCCUGGGGUCAGAGGAAGCUGAGAAGGAUGCAGAACCAGUGCCAGGGCCCUCCAACCCAAGGCCCCCUGAGCCCUGUUUGCUCACCCUAAUCCCCAAAGAUGCCCCUGAGUCCCAGCCCCCAGCUGAAGGGAACCAGGAGGCUAGCUGGGGGCUGACAGGAAGGGCUGAGGCCCUGGAAAAGGUGGGGGGCGAGGAGGAGGAGUUGGGUCCUGGGGGGCUCCCUCCGGCCCUCCAGGAUGAGGCGGAGGAGAGCAGAGAUGAGAGCGAGGCUGAUGAGCUGGGAGAGACCCUUCCUGACUCCACUCCCCUGGCCCUCUACCUCAGUUCCCCUGCCUCAUCCAAGUGGGACCCAGCUGGAGAGCAGAGGCCCUCCCCUCAAGGCGAGACCAGAAGGGAAGGCUGGGAUUUUGCUGUCCUGACCCCUGAGGGCCAAGGGACCCAUCCAGAGGAGGAAGAGGAGGAGAGGGGGGGAGAUGAGGGUCAGGAAUGUGGCCAGGACUCUGACCUGUCGGAGGAAUUUGAGAACAACGUGGGGACUGAGGCUUCUGUCCUUCCUGGGGUCCCUGGGGAAUUGAUGGAGCCCCUGGGCCAGGUGUCCCAGGUGCUCCUGGAGCCUGCAGCCUGGGGUCAGGAUGGGGAGUCUGAUGGGUUUGCAGAUGAGGAAGAAAGUGGAGAGGAGGAAGAGGAGGAAGAGGAAGAGGAGGGAGGGGAGCCAGGGGCCGGGCAGUGGGAGCCAGGGCCCUCUGCUGGCAGCCUUCCUGCCCUGAGCAGCGCUCAGAGCAGCAACCCCUUGGGGUCUGAGGCUGUGGAUGUCAGCGCCCCCUGGGAUGAUGGCUCCAGGGGUGCAGCAGCUGAUCCCCCUACGACAGCCCUAGAGACUGAGUCCCAGGACAGCACUGAGCCCUCCGGCUCAGAGGAAGAGUCUGACGAUGCUCCCUUGGAGGGGGAGGACCAAGUUCCUGGCCCUCUGGGGACCCUCAGUGGGACAGAGGAUACCCCUGGUGUCAAUGGCCAGGGCCCCAGCCUGAAGAAAGAGUUGGAGCAUGUGAAUGGGGGGUUGGUGAAUGGGGUGGAGCAGUCUGAAGGAGCGGGGCAGGGAAAACUGGGGGCCCUUGAGGGGGACCAAGGGAGCCCUUUGGAAGAGGAGGAGGGGGGUGCCCUGAAGACCCCUUCUGCAGCCAUUCCUCUUCAUCUGGGCCCAGGCCAGUUCCUGAAGUUCACACAGCGGGAAGGAGAUGGGGAUUCAUGGUCCUCAGGGGAGGAUUAGAGACAGUGCUCAUCCUGCACUUCGAACUUUAGUGGGGACAUGUCCCCAAGCCCCCUCCCUGCUCAGGGCCAGCACCUUAACUUAUGAUCUCCUGUCCUGUGGUAUCCAUCCGAGCGGCCUGGCUGGCCAAAGUGAAAUGGGUGUGGAAAAGGGACAGCUGUUCCAAGAAUGGAGGCUCCAGGAAUAAAAACCAGCCCCUCAGACCCUGCAAAGGGGACACGCUGCCUGCAUUGUCCCGUGAGGUUUAAGCCAGCUGAACCCCUAUAGGACUAGGCCCCUUUUCCUUGCACCCCCUUUCCCCCUCAUUCCUUUAGCUGGAAAAGGCCUGGGGCCCUGCGGCUCCUCCAAGGAGAGGGUGGCUGUGGUGGCCUUUGUGCUGGGGUUCACCAGCCCUGCCUCUCCUCACUCUCCACCCUUAUGGGGUGUCUGCUCCUGUGUCCUGACCCCCCAUAUUCCUGCCCCAUGUGGCCCUGUCUAGCUCGUCACUGCUUGAAUAAAGUAAUGCUUCUACCGACAAA
Miniopterus natalensis is the source of this 5981-nucleotide messenger RNA. The record is from RefSeq and is a predicted model, not a curated record. Lineage: Eukaryota; Metazoa; Chordata; Mammalia; Chiroptera; Miniopteridae.